AGGUCUCUCGUUUGCUCGAAGUCCUCUUGUCCUUUUGCAGACUAGGACUGGGGAUAGGGGCGUCUCCUUUAAGGGCCAUGGGGGAGGGGGUGCCGGCCGGGCCUCCUUCCGCCCCUCCCCGGCCCGCACUGCCCGGGGGCCUGGGGGUUUGGGCCUGGUGCCAGCGCAUGCGCCCGUCUGUGGGCGCUGUCCGGUCUGCAAGCGCCGCAAGCGCACAGACAGACUGACCGAUGGACGGACUGGCGGCUGGCCGGACAGACCGGGCAGCGCAGGGAGCGGGGACACGGCGGGAUCGAGACAUGACGGGCCACAUCCAGCAGCCGAGCGGGCGCGGGAACCCCGGCCCUGCUCCCUCGCCUUCUCCGGGCCCUGGGCCAGGACCCGGUGCCUCAGAGCGGGUGGCACUCAAGAAGGAGAUCGGGCUGGUGAGCGCCUGCACCAUCAUCAUUGGGAACAUCAUUGGCUCGGGUAUCUUCAUCUCACCCAAGGGUGUCCUGGAGCACUCAGGCUCCGUGGGUCUGGCCCUCUUCGUCUGGGUCCUGGGUGGGGGCGUGACAGCUCUGGGCUCCCUCUGCUAUGCAGAGCUGGGAGUCGCCAUCCCCAAGUCCGGCGGGGACUACGCCUACGUCACAGAGAUCUUCGGGGGCCUGGCUGGAUUUCUACUGCUCUGGAGUGCUGUGCUUAUCAUGUACCCCACCAGCCUGGCCGUCAUCUCCAUGACCUUCUCCAACUAUGUGCUGCAGCCUGUGUUUCCCAACUGCAUCCCCCCUGCCACAGCCUCCCGAGUGCUCUCCAUGGCCUGUCUGAUGCUCCUGACGUGGGUCAACAGCUCCAGUGUGCGCUGGGCCACACGCAUCCAGGACAUCUUCACAGGCGGGAAGCUGCUGGCCCUGUCGAUCAUCAUUGGUGUCGGCUUUGUUCAGAUCUUCCAAGGACACUUUGAGGAGCUGAGACCCAGCAGUGCCUUUGCCUUCUGGAUGACACCCUCUGUGGGUCACCUGGCCUUGGCCUUCCUCCAGGGCUCCUUUGCCUUCAGUGGCUGGAACUUCCUCAACUACGUCACUGAGGAGCUGGUGGACCCUCGAAAGAACCUACCUCGUGCCAUCUUCAUCUCUAUCCCCCUGGUGACCUUUGUGUAUACGUUCACCAAUGUCGCCUACUUCACAGCCAUGUCCCCCCAAGAGCUGCUGGCCUCCAAUGCAGUGGCUGUGACCUUCGGGGAGAAGCUGCUGGGCUACUUUUCAUGGGUCAUGCCUGUCUCCGUGGCACUUUCCACAUUUGGAGGGAUCAAUGGCUACCUGUUCACCUCCUCCAGGCUGUGUUUCUCUGGAGCCCGAGAGGGGCACCUGCCCAGCCUGCUGGCCAUGAUCCAUGUCAAACACUGCACCCCUAUCCCUGCCCUCCUCGUCUGUUGUGGGGCUACGGCGGUCAUCAUGCUUGUGGGAGACACAUACACACUCAUCAACUACGUGUCCUUCAUCAACUACCUCUGCUACGGCGUCACCAUCCUGGGCCUGCUGGUGCUGCGCUGGAGGCGGCCAGCGCUCCAUAGACCCAUCAAGGUGAACCUCCUCAUCCCCGUGGCGUACUUGGUGUUUUGGGCAUUCCUGCUGGUCUUCAGCUUCAUCUCGGAGCCCAUGGUCUGUGGGGUCGGCAUCAUCAUCAUCCUGACAGGGGUGCCCAUUUUCUUCCUGGGGGUGUUCUGGAGAAGCAAACCAAAGUGUGUGCACCGACUCACAGAGUCCAUGACACGCUGGGGCCAGAAGCUGUGUUUCGUGGUUUAUCCUCAGGGCUCCCCCGAGGAGGAGGAAAAUGGCCCCUGCCAGCCCUCCCCACUGCCCGCAAUGGACAAGUCCUUGAAGUCACAGUGAGAUGUUUGUAGACACCGAAGCAGCUGUUUCUGUUUACAUGUUGUUUAUUGAGGAGGUGUUUUGCAAAAACUUUUUUUUUCUGGAAGAAAGAGAUAGGACUCUUAGAGGCCUGUCCUAAGGAAGCCCUGGUGAUGUGGACACGGCUUCCUGUCUUAGCGCUGCCCUGCUAGCUUUUUCUGAAAAGGCCUAUGAAUAAACAGGGCUGGUUGUU
Molecule: messenger RNA, 2082 nt
Organism: Chinchilla lanigera (long-tailed chinchilla)
Lineage: Eukaryota; Metazoa; Chordata; Mammalia; Rodentia; Chinchillidae
Gene: Slc7a10
Product: solute carrier family 7 (neutral amino acid transporter light chain, asc system), member 10
Exons: 11
Coding region: 231-1871 (546 amino acids)
Biological process (GO): amino acid transmembrane transport; D-serine transmembrane transport; D-alanine transmembrane transport
Cellular component (GO): membrane
Molecular function (GO): neutral L-amino acid transmembrane transporter activity; L-amino acid transmembrane transporter activity
Source: RefSeq, a predicted model, not a curated record